CGUUAAUCUGCGUUAAUCGUUCUUCGCGUGCGGGUGAAUUUGGAAAUCCUUGUUUGUAUUGAAAAUAUCCGUGGAAAACUACCAAUAUUUCUUUACAAAUCAGUAAUUUUCAACGGAAAAAUCUGUUUAAUUGCGGAGAAGACCAUAAGUUAUUAGUGCAAAGUGCAAAUAUUUCACAAAAGAAUUGGUGAUAGUCGGUGUUUGCAAAUGUAAUUUUUUUUCAAAAGCAUUAAAAAGUAGCGGCUGUCAUGGACCGUGUACCGAAAAGCACGUCUUCAUUUUUGUGAUGAUAGACAUUUCGUUUGCCACAAAACAAAAACAUAGUUUGGGUUUGGUGAUAUUGGAACGUCUAAAAAAAAAUGUAUUCGCAGCUUCGGGAUAACUUUUGGGAGAGAAUCCGAAUAACAAAUGAAAUGAACAACAGUCAUAACCGAGGAGGGGCUCCAGCGGCCAGAGACUCCGUGGGUGAAUGGGAUUUAAGUCAAAUUGGGUUGCAUGAGGAACGUAAUCCAGUACAAAAUAUUCCCACGAUUGAUUUGGAAGAUGAGGACGAGGUGGAUAGUGCCAGCUUUCACACGGAAAGAUCUCCGAUUGAAUACUCCCCUUCCGCUCGACAAACACCCCAAAUACAUUCGAUUCCGGUAUCUAUACAGCGCACGUUUCCCGUUAGUAGCACUUUAGGCAGCUACGAAAGCCGGAUGAUGGUGCGUAGACCAAUACAUGACUAUCGUGCAAUUUUCGGCGGAACCCCACGAACGAUUCAGCAUCAAGAAACAACUCCUGUGCCAGCUGGUAUAAUCUUCAACCGAGUGUACAAUAAGAAAGUUACUCCGUCGAAGGACAACUAUUUUAGCGUUAUGGACACUCCUCCCUCUCCAGGAGAACUUUCUGCAGAAAGAAUAUUUGGCGGAGCAGCGAUCGACUCCAAACCUAAAAUUGUAAUGACAUCAAGCCAAAACGAAAACAGAAUUAUUCGCCGUUCUUUCGAUAAAUCGUCCUCUGCAACACCAACGAGCACAAAUCGUCGGCAGAAAAAUAACGGACCCUUCAAACUUUUGGGCAUUAUUGAUCUAGAGCCGGACACAGAGUCGGACGACUCGUCGGUUACUCACACUCCCUCAACAGCGAAUGAUUCGACAAAAGAAUCUAGCCUUCGAUCGGUUACACCGAGGAACUCGGCUCUUGGAAGUUCCGAAACUCCGUGUACCUCAAAUGUGGGUAGCAACAAAGAAGCAGAAGCUAUUAAAGUACACACUAUAGAAAUCGAAGAAGAUGACGAACGGGAGGAUGUUGAGGAAUCCCGAAUGGACCUAUCUGAAGCAGGUGAUGAACCGCAAUUACUGGAGGAGGAUAAAUUUGGCCCGGGUCCAUCCAAAAUUAAUUGUGCUGAAGAUCUUCAGGAAGAACAUUGUAGUUUAUCUGAUUCCGAGGUCAGUUCUGUAACCCAAAUUAAUCCUUCUUCAUUGGCGAAUUCGUUCUGGGAUGUCUCAAGUUCCGGGUGCAUGAAAAUGCCCAGCGAUAAAGAUAAUUCAUUGAAAACCUUCAAUAAACACACGGAGUUUGACUUGCUGCUAGAUAGGAUUAACAAACAGGUGCCUGCGAUGUCGCAACUGGAUCGAAUUGAACAUUGGCGCGUAACUAGGGAGGAUUUAUUGUAUUCUAUUCCGACCAUAGCGGAAAUAGAAUCUGGCACUUCAGUCAAACGUCCCAUGGAUGAUCCUAUACACAUUUCAAGCGGUGAAAGUACUAGCGGCUCUGAAACUAGUGAUAGUCCUAGUUUAUUGAAACUUAAGCAAAGUCAAAAAGCUAACUUCAAAAAACGUCGAACAGGCGAAAGCUCACUAAUUCACGAUCGAUCUUCACCGUCAUUGCAUUUGAGUGAAAAUUUGGAUUUUCGGAGGACUCAAAUUAAUCCCGAAAUCGAUAAAACUAUAAGUCAAAUUCAGGUGCGUAAAAACUACUGCAAGUUUCCGACGCGCUUCAACCGUAUGGCGGAAGAAGAAAGUAAUCCAGAGAAGGGGCCUUCCGAUCCGUACGAAAAUUUCCUCAACAGUGAUACUGAGAAGGAAACAUUUACCAAAUAUUUACGCAGGAAUCCGGCGUAUCGCCCCGACCUAUUGUCAAAGCAGCGGUGUCACCCUGCAGUCGACGAGAACAAAGUAGCCGUUGUAUUGCUGUCACCGAUAAGUCUGUCACAAUCAACAACGACUGAAUCAAAUAUAAAUACUGUCCGAACGCAGCCUGAACGACCCAAAUCCGCUGAUCGAGUAUCACGCUAUGACAAAAAUCGAUCAACUUCGGUCGGUAAAACGCUGCGUUACAAAGUGCGCAAACCUCAGUUGAAGAAAAAGUCCAUGGUAGCCGUUCGAUCCAAUCCUCGCUGCUUUCGCCGGUUAGUCAUGAAAAAUUCACUUCGAAAUGGGAAGGUUCGUAAGAAGUCUUCGUUCGUGAAUCUUUUGGCUAGCACAAAGCAGAAGCGACGGAAACAAGCCACUAUUCAAUCCAAGACCAACUCAAAUGAACAAAAACAAGAGCUGCGCCCAAAUUUACCGGAAGAGACGACACAAAAGGAUGUUCCACCUAGAAACCAGCUGCCUACAUCCAGUAGAGUAUCAGUGGAUAGUGCGGUCAGCAGUUCCACAUCCGCCGAGCAUAAACGGCAAGACGAAUCGGAACUAGAACCGCCACUAUUGAAGGCACCGGCUGAACUACGUACUAUGAAAAACCCACUAUCACGCGUCAAUGGGGAUGUUCUGAUGGUUUUCUACGAAGCCAACAAGCUUAUUGUGAUACAGCAGGAACUGGUCAGCUUUUGGGAGUGUUCAAAACUUUCCGCUCUGUUAGGACUUAAGCAGGAACUUCAAUUGAUUGGGCAAAUCAAACGAGCACAAACCGAUUCCCAGAUUGACUUAUCCAAUACUCAGCGGUUGGGGUUCAACGAGGACGAACCAUUUUAUUUGGAACCACGAGCACGAAACCUAGAUGAAGACGAAUCCCGCUUGUGUCCUUUCGCGUCGAUUUAUAUAAAUCACUACUACGUAGGUGCAAAUGAGGAGAACAAAGAGGAACAGUGCGUUCGUAUGAAAUCUCUCCAGCUGGACAGUGUUAGAAGUAAACUUUCCGAUUUGCUUUUCGUGCCGCUGCCGCGAUCGCGCUACUUCAUAAUUUGCUGGCAUGAGCAACUAUCCGAAACAGAUUUCCGGACUGGACUGUGCAAGUAUAGUCUGACACCAGAUCUGGAGACCCUGGCAAGUAUUAGGGAGUUUCCAACCAUACCGCAGAAAAUUAAUAGUUUAAGGUGUAUGGACAACGAACAAUUGAUUGGAUUGGGUAACUCUAUGGUUGCCAUAUGGAGCUACGAUAAUGGAUACUUACUGUUUACGGUAGAUUUGAAAGUGGACAUUGAAUUGCCGCUAGCUACUUUUAUUCAUUCAGAAAACGAUGAAAAGGCAAUGUUUCUCGUUCAGUUAUGCCCUUCCCCUAGCGGCAAUUUGAAGCGCAAACUCGUCAAAGUCAUUGCCAUAAAUAUGAAUAAGCGAUCUUGGCAUCAGGUGCUGAGUUACGAAGUUCCUCUGGAGUCAAGCAGCAUUCUGUGUCAAUCAAGCACUCCUGCAGGCCUGAUUGGACUACACUGUACAACUUUCCAGAACGGUGAAUUGCUGGCAAUUAGUCUGGAUGAUCUCACAACGUUUUUCACCAACCACAAGCUACUGCAAAGUCCAGAUGAACGAAGGGUAACUCGUGAUAACCUAGCCAUGAGGGAGAAGAUUUUUCUCGGCCCAAUCGAAGGCAGGCAGCUUGUGCUGGUUAGUGAUAAAUUCAUUAAACUAAAAUCGAUCGAUGAAUACUCGCUCGUAUGUAGCUAGGAAACGCAAUAGCAUAACAGGUUCUGUGGAGCAGCCAUCGAUGGCGAAUGUAGUAAUUGUUGAUAACAAAAGUCAAAUAUUGUAUAACGCAACUGCUUAAAAAUUAAAAAAAAAACACGUCCUUGCUAAGAAGUCUGCGAUAGUAGAAUCGCAUACAUACUUGUUCUUUUGUAACUCUUGGUUAAGUUGGGAACUUUCCAGCAUAUAUUUUUUAGUCUUUA
Messenger RNA from Topomyia yanbarensis, 4087 nucleotides. RefSeq lists its product as uncharacterized. The transcript is spliced from 6 exons. The record is from RefSeq and is a predicted model, not a curated record. Gene Ontology annotation, molecular function: protein binding. The coding region runs from base 360 to 3866 and encodes 1168 amino acids. Lineage: Eukaryota; Metazoa; Arthropoda; Insecta; Diptera; Culicidae.